GUCCUUGUUUUUCAUUUAAUCUCAGCAGCAGAACAGCAGCAGUCGGAAGAGCCAUGGCUUCUCCGUCAGGUAGAGCUGUUGGAGCAUUUCUCCACAAAUUCUCACAUGGGUUUUCUUCUCUCAAAUGUCACAACUACUCUUCUCUUCAAAGUAUUGGUUUCUUGGAUAGGAAUUUCUCUUAUUCUAUUCCUGCUAAAAUGAAAUCUAUUUAUGGAUCUAGAAGGAUAUGGACAUACCCUCCUGUCUGUAUGGGCAGGCGUUCUAGCAAGAUUGCUACAAGAAAGGGUGCUCAAGAUUUGAAGAAGGCAAAGCGGUACAGUAAAAUUGGGAAGGAAGUUGUGUCUGCUGUUAAGAAAGGAGGCCCCAACCCCAUAUCAAAUACAGCAUUGGCAACUGUGCUAGAGAAAGCUAAAGAGCUCGAUGUACCCAAGGAAAUCUUGGAGCGUAACAUCAAAAGAGCAUCUGAAAAGGGACAAGAUGCUUACAUCGAGAAGUUCUAUGAGGUCUAUGGUUUUGGUGGAGUCGGUAUGGUAGUUGAGGUCUUAACAGAUAAAAUAAACAGAUCGGUGGCAGCUGUUAGAGAGGUGGUGAAGGACUGUGGGGCAAAGAUGGCAGAUCCAGGGUCGAUUUUAUUCAAAUUUAAGCGUGCACGGGUUGUAAAUAUAAAGGUCACUGAUGCUGACAAAGACCUACUCCUUGCUAUUGCUUUAGACUCUGGCGCUGAGGAUGUUAUUGAGCCUCCAAACGAUGAGGACGACCCUGAAGAAGAUCGGUCAGAAAGGUACUAUAAGGUUGUAAGCUCAGCAGAAAAUUAUGCUGCAAUACUAUCAAAGCUUCGAGAGGGAGGAAUAGCUUUUGAACCCGACAAUGGAUUUGAGCUAUUGCCUUUGGCCCCCAUCGAGGUAGACGACGAGGCCGUGGACCUGAACAAAGAACUUAUGUCCAAAUUACUAGAACUUGAUGACGUUGAUGCUGUUUAUUCUGACCAAAAGUGAUCAACCAAGACCAUUCAAUCGUCCUCUGUUGCAAAUGAAGUGAGGUUCCAAUGCUAAAAAACUUCCUCGAAUCAUCAAUGCAAUCUAUCACCCAACUGCAAGCAGGAUGUAUUAGAUUUUUUCUUUUUACCUUCACUCAAUUGGAGAGAUUUCUUAUUGUUCGUCAGGUGGGGAAAUUGAUUUCAAGGGAGCUUUGUUGUUUCUUAUUUUACAAUAUCUUGAUAGAAGAAAAUGGUGCUUCUCUUGUAUCUUUCAUUUCAAAAUUUUGUCAAAACAGUGGAUAUUGUUCAAGGCUAUGUUAUCAAAAUUUGCUUGAAGAA
Molecule: messenger RNA, 1315 nt
Organism: Magnolia sinica
Lineage: Eukaryota; Viridiplantae; Streptophyta; Magnoliopsida; Magnoliales; Magnoliaceae
Product: probable transcriptional regulatory protein At2g25830
Exons: 7
Coding region: 54-995 (313 amino acids)
Cellular component (GO): chloroplast
Source: RefSeq, a predicted model, not a curated record